This is a messenger RNA of Histoplasma mississippiense, 2472 nucleotides long. RefSeq lists its product as hypothetical. The coding region runs from base 1 to 2472 and encodes 823 amino acids. The transcript has 2 exons. The record is from RefSeq and is a predicted model, not a curated record. Lineage: Eukaryota; Fungi; Ascomycota; Eurotiomycetes; Onygenales; Ajellomycetaceae. Gene Ontology annotation, molecular function: RNA binding; ATP binding. Gene Ontology annotation, cellular component: catalytic step 2 spliceosome; intracellular anatomical structure.
AUGGAUAUCCGGACAUAUAUCUCUGACUCCCUCCUACGGCUAACGGGUGCGUCGGACGCGACAGUCAUCGAUUACAUCCUCGCCACCACAAGCUCUGCGAAAUCUGCCGGCUCCUUACACGAGAAGCUAGGACCGUUCCUGGACGGAGAUGAGGGUGAUAUCCAUUCGUUCUGCGCUGAGCUCUGGAAACGGGUGCGUGGCGGUUCAAGUGCGGAGGAUGGCGGCAAAAAGGCCAGCAAGGAAAAGGGAGGGGAUGGGUUGAAGAAAAGAUACAAAUUGGUUGAUAUGGAAGAAGAGGAUGUGGAUGUUAAUGCUGGAUUGGCCCCGCUGCAGAGUACGGAGGCGGGGAAGCUGAGAAGGAAGGCGAAGGAGAACGGGGAGAGUGGACAGAGUCGGGAUCGCGAUGAUGAUUCCAGGCGCAGGCGUGCGCAUCGCGAUGCGAGAGGGGAGCGGAAGCGAGAGCGAGAGGGCGACCAUGAUCGUGAUGGUCGGCAUCGGUGGAAGAAGCGCGAGGAAAGAGAACCACGACAACACUCUCGAAGCCCUCGAUCCUCUUCUCCCUCUUCGGAUAUAGAUCCCGAGACCAAAGCAGAGCGAGCCAGACAGCGCGACCUUAAGGAACGAGAUGAAUUCGCGAAACGCCUUGCGCAAAAGGACGAGUCGAAGUCGAAGAAGAUCGUUGAAGAUCGGUCUUCUACGAAGGACUCACAAGCUGCCCGACGUCGUGCGCUGGCUGACGACGCUGCAGCGAGGUCGGCGGCGAUGCCGGAUCUGCGGCUUCGCUCGCGGCAGGAAUAUCUCAAGAAACGUGAAGCGGAGCGGUUAGCUCUGCUGCGCAAGCAAGUGGCGGAGGAAACCGCUGAGCUUCGCGAGAAUCCAAACUUGACGCGUCGGGAAAAAGACGAGUUUGCGAAGAAUAGAGAAGUUCUUCGGUUAGCGGAGGAAAGAAUGCGGAUUGACGAUUAUCGGGAUGGCUAUGCGUUGCCGGAAGAUUAUAUCACUGAAAAAGGCAAGAUUGAUCGAAAACGGAAAGAAGAAGCGCUUUACAAGCGAUAUGUUGAUCGGGACGAGCAUGGGCAUGAGCGAUUCAUUACCGAGCAUGAGGAGUGGGAGAAUGAGCAGACGGCCAAGGCUAAAGCGCAAAUUCAAAGGGCGGAGUUUGUUGAUGAGGGAGACUACGAAUAUGUGUUUGACGAUGCGCAGAAAAUAAAUUUCAUCAUGGAUUCGAAGUUGGAAGGGGACCGAAAGCCGUUAACAAAGGACCAGCUACUGUUCCAGCAGAAGCUAGAUGCGGCGGAGCAGAAAGCAGCUUCCAUUGAAGAGACAAGGAAGAGUUUACCUAUCUACCGAUUCAGAGAGGAAAUUAUACAAGCUGUAGCGGAUCAUCAGGUUAUUAUCAUCGUUGGAGAAACUGGUAGUGGGAAAACUACUCAGAUUCCUCAGUAUUUGCACGAGGCGGGUUAUACUAAAGGGGGGAUGAAGAUUGGUUGCACACAGCCUAGACGAGUUGCAGCGAUGAGCGUUGCUGCGCGUGUCGCUGAGGAGAUGGGUGUUAAAGUUGGGAAUGAAGUUGGAUAUGCCAUCCGGUUUGAGGAUGCUACCAGCGACAAAACAGUGCUCAAAUAUAUGACUGAUGGUAUGCUACUGCGUGAACUGCUCACGGAGCCUGACCUCGGGGGAUAUUCUGCACUGAUGAUUGAUGAAGCUCACGAGAGAACCGUAUCCACGGACAUUGCGUGUGGCCUGUUAAAGGACAUUGCCAAGGCAAGACCUGAUCUAAAAUUACUUAUCUCGUCAGCGACAAUUGAUGCUCAAAAAUUUCAGAAAUAUUUUGAUGAUGCGCCAAUUUUCAACAUUCCUGGCCGGAGAUAUCCUGUUGACAUACACUAUACGUCGCAGCCAGAGGCAAAUUAUCUUGCCGCAGCGAUCACUACCGUGUUCCACAUCCACAUCAGUCAGGGUGCUGGUGACGUCUUGGUCUUUCUCACGGGCCAAGAGGAGAUUGAAGCUGCAGAACAGAGUAUACAAGAAACGGCUCGGAAACUAGGAUCCAAGAUACCGGAACUGAUAAUAUGUCCCAUCUACGCGAACUUGCCUUCGGAACUUCAAGCCAAAAUCUUUGAACCUACGCCCCCCGGAGCGCGAAAAGUGGUCCUUGCUACAAACAUUGCAGAGACCAGUCUGACCAUUGACGGAAUCGUGUACGUGAUUGACCCAGGCUUUGUGAAAGAAAACGUGUUCAACCCUCGUACUGGAAUGGAGAGCCUUGUCGUUACCCCCUGCUCGCGCGCAUCUGCAGGCCAAAGAGCAGGAAGAGCAGGCCGUGUUGGCCCGGGCAAAUGUUUCCGGUUAUAUACAAAAUGGGCAUUCUACAACGAGCUAGAGGAAAAUACUACGCCAGAAAUCCAACGGACAAACCUCAACGGAGUCGUCUUGAUGUUGAAAUACUCUCGGGAUCGACCAGCUUCUUGA